GAAUCGUGGGGCUGGCCUCGGCCCGGGAGCUCGUCAGGCGGCAUCCCUCGCUCGCCUUCGCCGUGCUGGAGAAGGAGCAGGAGCUGGGUAUGGUGCCGUGUCCUCCUCACCCGGGUGUGCUCGGGUUCACCGGCUCAUCACCAGAGUGGACAUAACAGUGGCGUGAUUCACAGUGGAAUUUACUACACACCUGGAUCUCUGAAAGCUAAGCUGUGUGUAGAGGGAGCAGCCCUCUGCUACGAGUACUGUGACCAGAAGGGAAUACCAUAUAAGCAGUGUGGGAAGCAAUUCAAAUUGGUUUAUUUUCUGGACCUAAAUAGUAAUUCUCCUUAUCUGUCGGCUGAGCUGAAAUAUCCCAGGUAAUGGUGGAAGCCAGGCCCCAUGGAAGAGCACCUGUGUAGCUCCAAGGAGCACAAAGUCUCUCAGUAUGUGCAUACCUUAUAUCCUGGCAUAUCAGACUCUGGAAAGACUUGAAAACAGCUCCAGAUGUGACCCAGCUACAUGCAUUUAUGCCAUGUUACAUCCACCUAACACAACCUGAAAUGCUGGGGACAGAAGAGUGGCUGUACCGAUUCGCUUGGGGUCUACCCAAACCUGUAUUCAAUUUCUGGAAGUUUCUGGAGAGACUAAGGAAGGAAUAAGAACAGGACAAGCAAAUUACUAAUUCUUCCAGCUUUCAAUUAUUUUCAGCUCAGAUAAUUUUCUGAGCCUGAUGUAUUUUGUCUGUUGUGACUCUCAAUGGUUUUCUUUUGCAAGUGUUUUUCAGUUCAAAGCUUUUGCAUCAGAGCAUACUUUGAUGAGCAGUUCCACAGAUCAGCAACCUACUGCAUCAUUUUGCUCCUGGCUCCUACCAGGAAAAAAUCUGAUAGCCCCUACCCCUUGUGUUAGAAAAGCUCAUGAAAAGUUGAUCUGUGCUCACAAUCUCUAAGUUGCACAUAAUUUCAUAUCCCCUUCUCCUUUCCAGCUGCUAAUUGUAGCUGUUGAACAAGAUGAAAUUCCAAGACUCAAAGCUCUAUACAAAAGAGGGCUGCAGAACAAUGUCCCAGGUCUGAAACUGAUUGGAACAAAAGAAAUACAAGCAAAAGAACCCUUCUGCAGGGGUCUGAUGGCCCUUGAUUCUCCAUAUACUGGCAUUGUCAAUUAUAAACAAGUGGCACAGUCCUAUGCAGCAGACUUCUGGGAAGCAGGUGGGACGAUCUUCACUGAUUUUGAAGUUACAAAUAUGGAGAUGGCUAAAGAAAGUUCUUCAGAAAGUGCAGAUGGACUGAAAUACCCACUCAUUGUUCGGAAUGCAAAGGGUGAGGAAAUCUACUGUCGCCACAUUGUGACCUGUGCAGGACUUUACUCAGACCGCCUGUCUGAGAUCAGUGGCUGCAGCCCUGAACCUCGUAUUGUACCCUUCCGUGGAGAUUAUUUGGUGCUAAAGCCAGAAAAGUCUUACAUGGUUAAAGGAAAUAUCUAUCCAGUUCCCAAUCCUCGGUUCCCUUUUCUGGGAUUUCACUUCACACCAAGAAUGGAUGGCAGUGUGUGGCUUGGUCCUAAUGCAGUAUUAGCCUUUAAGAGAGAGGGCUACAAAUUGCUUGACUUCAACACUGGAGACUUUUUAGAUGCUGUAUCGUACAGUGGGUUGUGGAAGCUCGUGCUGAGAAACGUGUCUUACGGACUGAGUGAAAUGUACAGAGCGUGUUUCCUGAAUGCACAGGUGAAGCAACUGCAGAAGUUCAUCCCUGAGGUCACUGUCAAUGAUGUACUCAGGGGUCCAUCUGGAGUGAGAGCUCAAGCAUUGGACAGUGAUGGAAAUUUGGUGGAUGACUUUGUGUUUGAUGGAGGCAGUGGAGAUCUUGGAAGCAGAAUUCUUCAUGUCAGAAAUGCCCCUUCUCCUGCUGCUACCUCCUCCCUUGCCAUCGCAAAAAUGAUUGCAGAUGAAGUGAAGCGAAGGUUUGAAUUAUGAAUGAUUGACAGGUGUAGUGGGGUUCUACGCCUCUUGUAUGUGUAGCAUCUUAUCUGCAUUGAAUGAACUCCACAGCCUUUAAUGACAAAACAGGCAAAGUGUCACUUGCAAGACCAGCACUGGUAUAGCAAACACAGUAUUUGAAAUGUUUGCCUUUGCCAGCCUGCAACUUCUCAGCUUCAUGAGUACAGGAGUUGUGGUGCCUGGUCAGGCCUGGUGUGUUACAGCCGUCUGCAGGAAAGAAACAAACAGCCCUGUUAGCAGUAAAGGUUUGUUCACCUGAGCAGGAACAGCCUGUGGAGGGGCUGGUGCCACAUGCAAUGUGAGGGUCUCUUCAACUGUAGUGGGCCUUUAGGUGAAGCAGGAAGAGCCUCUGUGGUGGGGUUGCCCACACGGACUUCCCAUUCCUCAGGUCUGAACACUGCCUUCUUGUUGCUCUCUGGAGAGCUGGUUGGUCCUCUGAAAAACCGCAGGCAUGGAGUGGUUCUCUGUGUGCUUUGACUCUGACUCCAUUUAAAUUGGAGUCUACAGUCCCCUAGCUUACAUUAAAUUAAUGGAGAUAGAAGGAUAAGCCCUGCUUAAAGGUUCUGCUGAUGUAGAAUUAAGGGCUUUAUCAGAGACUCAAAACAAUAUUCAGAGCCUUCUACAUGAACAUAGAGUAUUACGCAGUAAAAUAAGCCUAACAAGGGAUUACCAAAUACAAGUCAAUUUAGAUACUCAUCAGAUAUGCUAUCUGAUCACUGUCUGUAUUUUUCUUAUAAAGCUGAAAUUAAAAUGUA
This is a messenger RNA of Pezoporus occidentalis (night parrot), 2730 nucleotides long. It is a transcript of the gene L2HGDH, whose product is annotated as L-2-hydroxyglutarate dehydrogenase. The coding region runs from base 1106 to 1951 and encodes 281 amino acids. Gene Ontology annotation, molecular function: (S)-2-hydroxyglutarate dehydrogenase activity. Lineage: Eukaryota; Metazoa; Chordata; Aves; Psittaciformes; Psittacidae. The transcript has 10 exons. The record is from RefSeq and is a predicted model, not a curated record.